UGCUUGUUGUCCACAUCCCGGAGAGUGACCCGCACAUCUCUGGCUUCCAUGCAAGUUACCACGCCGGGGAUGUGGUACAAGUCAACUGUACCUCCUCACCCUCCAGGCCUGCCGCUGGCCUCAUGUGGUACAUCAACGACAAGCAGGCGGACAGCUCAUCCCUAGUGGACUACGCCCCGGUGCCCAACGGAGAGGGUCUGGAAUCCUCUAUCCUAGGUCUCCAUUUCCGCGCCCGGCCAAGUCACCUACGUAAUGGACACCUCAAACUCCGCUGCACCGCCACCAUCGCCGCCGUCUACUACCGAGAGAAUACCAUCUACGCCCGCGCCCAUCUUAACCGUCGCCGUGACCCCCUUGAGAGUCAGAGUAUGUUGACUGGUGUGGCGGCGGGUGUAGUGAGUGUACAGGUGUGGGUAGUGUUGCUAGGUGUGGCGGUGGGGUUGCUGAGGUAACACCCGCCCCCUCAUCUCUCCUGCUACCCCCUCCCCCUCCUUCCCCCUCACCUUGACUCUCAUUAAUUAGGAGAGGAGUCGUCACCCACUCAGGUGUGUCCCCCCCCCCUUACCAUCCCCACCACACCUGACUAAAACUAUAUACAGUGCCAAAUGUAUGUCUGCCCCGGCGACCUGAGAGUGUAACCUGCUAAUGAGACUUGAAAAUAUAGAACCUAGGAGUGCAAUACUGAGAGUGCUACUUGACUAAUGUAACUUGAAAUGUACCACUUGAGAAUACAAACUGAAACUUAAGAACACAGUGAAUGAUAUUUCCAGGGUUACAGAAGUUGAAUUUAUUGAAAUCCUGAAGAAAAAGUGAAGUUGGGUGAAUGUAAGUAAAGUUUUUGUGUGUUGCGGUGGUAAAUAUUACGCGAGGACAAUUGAGUAAAACCUGUGCUUAUAGUCUAACAUUUGUCUUGCAAUAUCACUUUUGGUCACUAUUUUUCUCUUUGUAAUAUUAUCUAUCUUUAAUCUUUAUUUUGCUGUAUCAUUAUGUCAAUAUUUAUGUGAUGGGUGACUUUUGUUCUCAUUUUAAUACAAUGAUUUAGUGUUAAUAUCUCUGGCGUAGUUAAGAAUGAAUUGGAUAAUGUUGUUCGUAAAUCUGUCAUUGAUUAUGAAAAAAAAGGGGAAAUAUUAAACGCUAUAUUUUAUAAGGUCAGUCAGUGUAGUUCUUCUGUAGGAGUCAUUUUAUAGGUUCAAAGGUGGCACGAUACUGUACUGCUUUUGUAGCUUCUUGUGUACAGGAAAUGUUAAUAGUGUGUUUAAUGAGACGAGAAAUUCCUGGUGUCAUGUCAACUGUGAACCUCCAAGGUGACUCCUGGUACAAAUAUUCACCUGCAUUUCGAGUAAAAAUUGCCGACACUGAAGUGAUAUUGCAUAAAAAACUUAUUUGAUGUGGCAAGUGAUUAAGAUGAUGUAAGUACAAGAUACUUCCUCAGUAAGUGAUAUCCGCUUACGACAGUGACACAAUAUGUGAUGUGGUGUGUUAACAGGUGAUGUCAGGCAUAAGACGUUUAACGUGAUGAUACUGAGAUGAUAUUGAUCGUACAGAUACACGUUCAGCAUUCAAAGCCAUUAAACCAGCAACUGAAACAGCGACCAAUGGCAGCAACAGCAUCGACGGCUUGGCAGCAGCAGCAUGAGGGACCAUUACUGUGUACAAUGGUGGUGACAGCUCCGAGUGUGAAUGCACGUGUGAGGGAGAGAGUGAGAGUGUGUACGUGAGUGUGUGUGUAUCUAGUAGUGAAGGACACCCCACCUCACCACCCACGCCUCCCAGUGCUCAUUAUCGACUCCCAACUGUCGCUUAUGAAUACGGCCGCAAUUAAGAGAAAAUGGACAGUAUACCCAAGGUGGCACUGGUUGGCUGGCUGUGUUUCUCAGUUCCAUCAGGGAGCAGCAGCAGCAGCUGUUGUGAGACCUUGUGCUGCUGCUGCUGACGUGAUUCAUUGUCCAACAAAUGUCAGCAGCAAAGGGGAGGUGGCGGCUGACACAGACUCGGUGAUGCCUUGUAGUCACGACAGCCAAGGUUGUGUGAUCUUUACAGGUCUCGCUUACCUCACUCUCCUCCUCCCCCCUCCUCUCACCUUCUCGCCCUCCUUCGCCCCCCCUCUCUCACCCUCCUUCGCCCCCCUCUCUCACCCUCCUUCGCCCACCCCUCGUCCCUAACCUCGACCAGAUUCGCCCCACCGCUAUAACUCAGCCAGAAUCCCCCCACAUGGCUUCGUCCUCCUCCUCCUCCUCCUCUUCCUCUUCUUCUUCCUCUACUUCCGCGUCUUCCUCCUCUUGCUCCUCCUCGUCUCGACUCUCCGCCCCUUUCCUGCCACCUUUCCGCACCAUCUACUACCCAGAUCGACUCCUCUCUCCCCACCCUCGAGCAUUUCUCCUCCCCCCUGCACCUUAAACUCAUUUCCUCUCCUUCUCCUCUCCCAUCUCCUCCUCCCAUCCCAUCAUCUCUUCUUCCUCCCAAUCUCCUUUCCUAUAUCCUCCCCACUUACGUCACCUCCUCUCCCAUUCAAUGACCUCUCCUCUUUUCCUUUCCUCUCCUCUCCCCUAGCAUUUCAUUGUCUUUUCUCCCCUUCAUUUCCCUCUCUCUCUCUCUCUCUCUCUCUCUCUCUCUC
This is a messenger RNA of Homarus americanus (American lobster), 2614 nucleotides long. RefSeq lists its product as uncharacterized. The record is from RefSeq and is a predicted model, not a curated record. The coding region runs from base 123 to 452 and encodes 109 amino acids. The transcript has 5 exons. Lineage: Eukaryota; Metazoa; Arthropoda; Malacostraca; Decapoda; Nephropidae.